UUCAGAUUCUAUAUAGAACCAAAAAAAUCCUACCCUAAAGUUUUAAAAAGGAAUUGUUAUUAUAUAUUUCAUAUUUGACCAAUAUGACAGGUGUUUUAUGUAACGUUAAAUUUUUCCUCCAAAAUGAAAAAAUUGAGUAGGAUACACGUGUUUGGUACACUCAAAGUAGUCAUGCUUAUCUUACUUAUUAUUCUCACUAUAUAAGUAUUCUAUUGUUAUUAUCGAAGCAUUAUUCAUUGGUCUUUCCUAAGUAUGGAUCCUCACUCAUUACCAGUUUUCAAAGAAAAACGAAUAAGGAGAGAUGAAGAAAAUGAUGAUGGUGAUGAUACAAGUGGUGUCGAUCAUGUUGAUCGAUUCUCACAUAUGCCUGAACACAUCGUCCACCACAUCAUGACCAUCCUUCCCAUCAAGGAUGCAACCCACACUAGUGUCCUUUCCAAACACUUUUUGUUCAUUUGGCGUUCUUUUCCCACCCUCAAUUUUGAUUACCGAUUAUUCUCUACCUACACUAACAACGCCACUCAGCUCAGGUUUAUGGAUAGAAUCACCACUUCUAUAGAGAAUUACCACCUAGAUGGUGAUUUAGAAAGCCUCAGGAUUCGAUUUCCUUUAAGCAAAUUAUUCAAUGGCGGCAACAAUAACAUCAAUUUCUUUCUUAGUGAUUUACUAAGUUAUGCUUUGAUGAAUUCUGUCAAAAAAUUGAUUGUCGAUUGCACAAUUGAUUAUAUGAAGUUUUUUCGACCCAAAAAACGACAGACACCACCUCUUUUACCAGUUGAAGUUUUAUGGGCGAGAUCAAUCAAAACAAUGAAUUUGUGCGGUCUUACUUUGGUCAGCGAUGAAGAUGAUUUGAUCAUUAUAAAUUGUUCUUCAUUGGAGGAUUUGACUUUCGAGUGGUGCACUACCACAGCUAAGGCUGCUAGAGUGGUAGUCUCAUGUCCUAAACUCAGAACCGUAAAGUUCAAAGAUUGUAAAGAUUUUUACAUUAUUCAGGUGAUUGAAGAUAAGCUCGAAUCAUUUUCGUUUGAAUUAAGCCUUGAACGAAUUCAGUACAAUUGUCAGUUCGAUCUCCAUUGUUGUAAGUACUCUCUCAAAACCCUAAGCUUGAGAAACAUACAAGUUAGUGACGAGUGGUUUGCGAGCCAGGUUUCAGAGUUAGAGUCUCUUGAGUGUUUGAAACUCGUAAAUUGCAAAACACUACAAACUAUCAUAUCUACAUCUAACAAUAAUAUAGAGCGCAUUGAGUUGAUUAAUUGUGAGACAGUAGCAUAUAUCAAAGUUCUCUCUCCAAAACUCGAAUAUUUUCACUAUCAUUCUUCUAAAGAGUUUAGCACCAUGUUAUUACAGCUUUAUCUUUACCAAUGUGAUCGUUUAAGAGAUGUGAGACUAGAGGGUGCAAACAUAACAAACAAAUGGAUCAAAGACCAUUUUAAUCCAUUGUGGGGUUUUAGGGUUUUAGAGAACUUAUGCUUGAAGAGAUGCAAUCUUCUACAGAAAGUUGAGAUUCAUUGUAGUAGAAUUAGCAAACAACAUUUGAAAUUUGUUGAGUUGAUUGAUUGUGAGAAUGUGUCUUAUGUGGAGAUUGAUGCCCCAAAUCUAGUGUGGUUCAAUUAUGGUGGACCUUUGCCAUCUACAGUUGUGGUACCAUCCAUUAAUCUUGAUGCUCAGAUUUCUGUUCGUGGUGAUUAUAAUAAUACUCUUGACUAUUACCAAAACAUGAGGAACUUUCUAAGCUAUUUUGGUCAUUGCAAAACUUUGACUCUCGUUUGUUCUCAUGAAGAGGAUUUUAUCUUUCCUAAGGAAGCAAGAGAAGGUUUACUUUCUCCCUUGUGUGACCUUAAGCAUCUCAAAAUAAAGUUCUUGAAGGAAAUUAAAUUGGCCAACAUUGUGCAAUUGAUCAAGUAUUUAUUUUGGCUUGCUCCUUCUCUAAACACUAUAUUUAUCGCCACUAAUAAAGUAAAAUCACCAACAUUUGUAUUGAAGCUAUAUUACUCUAAUAAAAUGGAGGAAGAAGAAGGUGGAAUAAUACAAGAGUGUUGUGUUGAAUAUCCUGUAAAAUGCUGGCGACAUAAUUUGGCAAAAGUUGAAGUUACAGAUAAUUUUGAAGGUUAUGAAGAAAGGGCAAAAUUAUUGCACAUUUAUUUUUCCAAAAUUCCUAAUGUUACAAUAACCACAAACUCUCCUCCAAUCAUAGAUUCAGAGUAUUGGAAGAUCUCGUCGUUGCCAUAGGAUCUAAUCGAGCCUCUCAAACUCAACAAUUUUGAAUGGGAAGAUUUGGUCUCUGGUGACAAUAAGUUUUUGAUGACUGGGAAUGUCAUUAAAUUUCUUUGAGACUUAUUAAAAUAAAUUCUGGAUAUUUUGUGAUAAUUUCUAGGUUGUUUCUUUAAUUUUGGUUGGCUUUAAAAAUAUUGAGAUUGUGGGUUUGUUUCUUUAAUAAUUGGAGUAUUUUCUCCUGGAUUUUAGAUUUGGAUUUGGAUUAUAUUCUGGAUAAUUUGGUUUGAUGAACUGCGAUUUUAUUUGUGUUCUUUAU
Messenger RNA from Cannabis sativa, 2530 nucleotides. RefSeq lists its product as uncharacterized. Bases 253 to 2229 code for a protein of 658 amino acids. NCBI's taxonomy places the organism in Eukaryota, Viridiplantae, Streptophyta, Magnoliopsida, Rosales, Cannabaceae. The record is from RefSeq and is a predicted model, not a curated record. Gene Ontology annotation, molecular function: protein binding. The transcript has 4 exons.